Messenger RNA from Prunus armeniaca (apricot), 399 nucleotides. Lineage: Eukaryota; Viridiplantae; Streptophyta; Magnoliopsida; Rosales; Rosaceae. The record is from the annotation of a GenBank genome assembly.
AUGCGGGAAAGUGCCGAACCAUUUUUCUGCGUCAACAGUUUGGCGCCGUCUGUGGGAAACGAUAACAAUCAACCUAUAAUUCCUAAAAAACAUAUGGGGACCACUUCAGGACCACAGUUCCUAUCGGGGGAUGGAUUACCAUAUGGUAUGCCAAGUGGAGCAAGCCCCGCGCUGCACCCUAGCACCCCCUUUGGUAAUCCUCCAGUGCUUCAGACCACGGUCGAAGCGGAGCUUCUAGCUCAGAUGACCUCCCUUCAGAGGGAGAUGGCUAAACUCCAAGAACAUAACAAUCUCCUCUCGUCCAAAGUAGACGAAACCCAGCGGUCGCUUAACCAGCAGGAAACACAGAGCAUUCAGGCUACCGAGUCUUCCCAGAAUCAGCAGACCCCCGGUCGGUAG